Perkinsus marinus ATCC 50983 is the source of this 2830-nucleotide messenger RNA. RefSeq lists its product as hypothetical. The record is from RefSeq and is a predicted model, not a curated record. Lineage: Eukaryota; Perkinsozoa; Perkinsida; Perkinsidae. Bases 1 to 2487 code for a protein of 828 amino acids. Gene Ontology annotation, biological process: malate transport. The transcript is spliced from 3 exons.
AUGGUCGAACGACUACCUUCUAUACCGGUAUAUAAGCUGCUUACGGCCCUAUACACGGGCGUUAUGGCAUGCCUGUGUUCGUGGACUAUCUUCAUAGCGCCUGAGGGGCGUGGUGCAAAUAUGACUGUACUGGCGCCUAUUUGGGCAUUGGUUUCGUCCUUCCUCAACAUUCAUGAUAACUACGAUCAGUCUUGUAGGUCGGUCGUAGGGGCCUUCAUCGGGCUCUUCUUCACAGAGCUUAUCGCUAUCAUUAUCACAGCCGGAAACACCGUGGAGUACAGCGACUGGAUUGGUGUUGCUGUAGCCUUUCCGGUGUGCUUUUUAAUGGCACUGGGUGAUGUGGCGACUGGGAGUAAAUUGUCGCUCCUGUUCCGUUCUGAUGUUGCUAUGGAGAGCAUGUAUAUCCCCCUAGCUUUCCCUAAUGGAAGGCCGUUUCUUCACGGUGCGCUCACUGCUGGUGCUUUCAUGGUGGGCUCAUCUGAGUCCUUCAUCGCCACUAGUAUUCUCAACGCGUUUAAUCUCCUCCCGCGAAAGGACUUACCGGCCUUGCCAGUUUUUGCAAAGCGGGCUGCUGACUACUACGAGACUCUGACGGCGUAUUGGACCAGCGGCAUGGAACACGCUGAUUUCAUCGAUCGGCAGAGGGCGGCCUUUGAGGAGUCUUGGAGAGCAGCUUCUAGAGAGGCGCCGACUCCUGAGCUGAGGAGUGUGAUAUACCGUAUGGCCUCGGGCUUGAUCGCUUUGAGGGAUACUAUGAAUGAUGGUCGCUACAGUGAAGAUAUGCUCGAGCACAUAUGGCACCCUUUGAUGCCGGAUAUAGUGGACCUGAGGCUAGAAGUCGUGUACUGGCUGAGGACAACGGCUAAGCCCAUCUCGGAUGACAAGGAGAUCGAACAAACCGAUUUGAUGAAUCUCGCUACUGAGCUCAGUAGUAGGCUGAGUCAAGCGUCUAUUUCGUAUAGUGAGAAGGUCGUUGAAGGAGAGUCUUCGUUGUCUCCUGCGAACGAUAUUGUAAGAUUCCAGUUUGCCAUGUCGCUGAUCGCCAAGUUUGCAGUGAUGUCCGAUGAGUUCUACAAUUUGGUUCGCCGUCAACAGAAGCAAACCGCGCACUCACUGAAAUGGUACAACUGGUGGGGUCGUCUGUGUCGGUAUCUAUCUGAAUGCAAGGCGUAUUGGAUCCAUUGGUGGCAUUUACCUUUCUGGGCAUUUGGCAAUAUGACCCUCAGGCAAAGGCUGGUACAUCCAUUGAGACUGUCUAUCACGAUCACCGUAUUCGCUUUCCCCCUUGUUGCAUGGGCCCAUAACGAAACGGUGGUGGAGAUGUUCGGAUUCUGGGCGCUGGUACCCUUGUUAUUCUGCUUCUUGAGUACACCUGGUGCUUCACUGGUCAAAGGAACCAGGCGUAUCAUCGGCACUAUUUUGGCGGCAUGUUUGGGUAUGAUCUGCAUUGAGGCAAACUACAACAGUGUCCCUGCCUUCGUUGUGGAGAUGUUUGUCAUAGUGUCCAUUGGCAAGCUCGGUGCCCUGUACACUAAUAUCGACUACGCUGGCACUGUGUUUGCGUUCACGUGGAUGCUCGUUGGUAUCAUCCCCACCUUGGGGUCAGAGCCCACUGAAAACGACAUGAUCAGCUGGGCUUUGUGGCGCCUGUUGAUGACUAUGAUUGGCACUGUGGGCAAUAUGGUCGUAGCCACAUUUGUGUUCCCUACGUUCGCUUUUGAUAAACUGAAUCGCGAGACCGCACACGAGUUGAUUGCUCAGUCGCAGUUGGUGUCUAUGGCCGUGGAGCAGCUGUGUGCUGUUGCCAAGGGCCCAUCAGUUAACCCUGAAGAUAAACGUGUUGAGAGCGGUGAUGAGUUCUUUAAGUCGAGUGACUGCAGAUAUCAGCUUUUGCCAGAUGCUAAGGCUGAGGCGCUGGUCCUCCAUAGGACUACUUUCAUCGAUGAGACCACGCAUGCUGUGAUAAGGUCUCAGUAUGACAUUGACAUGAUGGGCCGGUCAGCGAUGGUGGCGCAUACUAACAUUGCUGAUUGCACGCGACAGAUCGCUGACCCGACGAUCUCGUUGCUCUUGGACCCUCUACGAGAGAGUCUCCACAAGGUGGCGGUAGCGUUGAACGAUUCAUCGUCAAAGAUGGCGCUGAAAAUUCUGGACCAGUCUAAGAGGAGUCGCACUAGGAGUGGUUCGUUAGAAAUGUCGACUGAAGGCAGCCAGGUUAACGUUGAGAUGCAGAGGGCUCUGGAUAUCUUCGUCGCGAGAAGGGAAGUGAUGCUCUCGGGUGAGACGAAGAACCUUGCUAGCUGGGCUAGUGCUAUUCAAGGCGGCCUGUAUGGUCUGUUCCAUUCGCUGUAUACUCUGCGUGUAUUCGUUGAUGAAUGGGUGCAUAUGGAGAGUGUGAUACUGAACCUCAAGCCGGCUAGCAGGAGGUCACGUGCCCUAACUGGUGCCCCGGAGGACUGGACCAGAGAUGUUGCUAAGAAGUCAUGACAUGCUCCAAGAAGGGAUACCGGUGUCGUUGGUGUCACGUUAUUUGCGUUUUUAUCGGUUAUUCGAAUCAGCAACAAGUUCUUUAUGGAACCAAGUUCACCACGUCCUGUACAAUGUGUAGUUGUUUCUUCUGUCCUGUCGUCCUGAACCCUACUGCUUUAGCGAGCGAGUAUUUCGCUGUUCUUAGAGAGGCCUUAGUUGGACAUGUGUGCUGGUGGGUUCACUACAGUAUGUGCGAGUUGUUAGUGAUGUAUAUGUGUUACCGUCUUCGAUACAUACCAUUGUGUGGAUGAAAGCGUUUUCUAUAUGUUGUUCAAGCUUGUUUCUGGUUACUGCAGAUUCG